UCAGAAUGUUUUGUAAGAGAUAUGGGGCAACAAGUUAAACGUAACGCCACAUUUCCAUAGUCUAAUUUAUAAACAAGAUGCAGAUAAGUAGGCGAGGAUAUACAGUAUAUAUAUAUAUAUUUGUAAGGUGUGACGUUUAUGAGGAUAUAUUUAUAUGAGGAUAUAAAUUGAGGUCAGAUAUGGAGGAAAGACGAGACAGAAAAAAAGUGGUAAAAUAUUACAAUGAAAUGUUGCUACUUUAUAGUUAGCCUAGCUGUUUUAUUUUAUUUUUCACCAAUAUUCUGUGUAUAGUCAACAUGUGCUAGUUAUAUAUUAUAGCUAUAUGCUUUAUAUAUUGAGUGUUUGUUGUUUGAUUAUAAAAUGUUAAUAAACAAGUGUGUGUUUGUGUGUGUACACAUACAUGUUUUAAUCAUUUCUAAUUAAGAUACACAUUAUCUUCUGUUCUUUUUAAUCAAAGAUGGCCCAGGCAGGAGUAUGUGAUAUCUUGCAAAUAACAAAGAAAAGAAAAGAAACUUUUAUGUAAGGGUUGUUUUGUUUUAUAAUUGCUUACAUUUUGUCCGGCUGUUUACUGGUAGGUUCUUGCAACUUAUUUCUAAAAGCAAAAGUUGGCGCGUGCUGGAUGAAAAUGUUACAAUGUUUACAAAGAGACAGACAGACAGCGUCGCUCACGUGCUCUCAGUCUGGCACGUGCCGCUCGGCAACGACACGAUCACAACAAACAGGAGCGCGCGCCUGACCCUAGUGACCUCGCGCCGACCUCGGGUCAAGCCGGGGCCAGGUGCGCAGCGCCCCAGACAGACCGCAUUCCCGGAGGGAGUCCGCUAUAAAUAUCUCGGGGUGAUGGUGGGUGACACACACCUGCCUCAGCCUGGACGGGAUGCAGUCCACCUCACUGACCGAGCGCGAGAAGGGCGCCCCCGCAGCCGACGGCUGUUUCCGGAUGUGGCGGGACUACAUGGACCUCGGCAGGACUCUGUCCCAGCUGCUGCGGCAUCGCGAGGAAGCCCCAGGCGCUGAGGUCCCCGGGAUGCCCCCGGAGAGUUUCGUGAGAGCCGGCUCCAGCGGCAACGUCUCCAGCUCCUCCGCCUCCUCCAGCCGCGACCUGCGGACCCCGCGGGACUUCUGCGGAUUCUGCCGGCAAAACGGAGAGACGCCGGUGGUGUACACGAGUCACAGACUGAGAGGCCGAGACGGCCGGAUCCUCUGUCCCAUCCUGAGGAGCUACGUGUGUCCGUUCUGCUCCGCCACCGGAGACUGGGCGCACACCCGCCACUACUGCCCGCGGCGAAACUCACGGAAGACCGGCGACGCGUGACCCCGUUCAAGUGACACGUGACUUCCGGGUUGGACGUUUGUUGUGAGAAAAAAAAAAAGUGUUAAAAAAUGUUUACAUGUUAAUGGUUGAAACUUGUUUAUUGCGGUUCAUUUCAAAAUAAAAAUAUUUUUCUAGUA
Molecule: messenger RNA, 1452 nt
Organism: Puntigrus tetrazona (Sumatra barb)
Lineage: Eukaryota; Metazoa; Chordata; Actinopteri; Cypriniformes; Cyprinidae
Gene: nanos2
Product: nanos homolog 2
Exons: 1
Coding region: 878-1315 (145 amino acids)
Biological process (GO): oogenesis; negative regulation of translation
Cellular component (GO): perinuclear region of cytoplasm
Molecular function (GO): zinc ion binding; mRNA binding
Source: RefSeq, a predicted model, not a curated record